AUGACCGCCGAUGCUGCCACUCUCCUGCCAAAGGCACAGGCCUUCAUGACCCAAAUGCAGGCGGAAAAUAUGGAGCUGAAGAAAGAGAUACGGCGCCUCAAGACCAUGAACGUGGUGUUGCAGCAGACCAUCGGCAGCCAGCUGCAAGGUUUUCCGGGUCUCCAGCUUGCUGGUGGCACAGCCGCGCCGACAACACGGCUGGCUCAGGCCUGUGGGGCUCUCAAAACGAGAGCCCAAGAGCUGGAGGCUGAGAUUGCGAAGAAGGGCGAGCAGAAGCUGCAGAUGCAGAGCGACUUGGAGAAGCAGAAGGCCACGCUGCAAGCUGCCAUGUCAACCACACCUGCUAAGAGCAGCAGUCCACCCCAGCUGACGCCGACAUCUGAGACCGGCACUGUUCCCAGCAAUAUCAGUCAGCUUAGUCGCAGAGAAGUAGCGCUGCUUCUGCAGCAGGAUUCCUUCCGGAAGAGAUUCCUGUUGAGACGCGACUUCAAAGGGCCCCGUGCCUGA
Messenger RNA from Symbiodinium necroappetens, 507 nucleotides. The record is from the annotation of a GenBank genome assembly. Lineage: Eukaryota; Dinophyceae; Suessiales; Symbiodiniaceae.